This is a messenger RNA of Yamadazyma tenuis ATCC 10573, 1917 nucleotides long. Lineage: Eukaryota; Fungi; Ascomycota; Pichiomycetes; Serinales; Debaryomycetaceae. The record is from RefSeq and is a predicted model, not a curated record.
AUGAACAAACAGCUAGGAGAACCGUUUGGUAUAGACGAUUCUUUGAACUCGUACGAGGAAGAAAUUGAUGAUAUCAAUGAUAUAUCUAGUGUGGAAUCAUCCCCCUUAGUGAAUAAAAUCAAUCGAAACCCCCCGUUUGAGGAACGUCAGAAUAACUUUGGGAUUUUGACCAGCGCCAACUUUUCAACUGAUUCUAUUGCAGAAGUAGAAGAAGACUUGUUGAACAUCCAGGGCAGUCCAUCCACACCGAAUGCGUCCAGUGGAAGUAUCAUUAACUUUAGUCACAGCCGAAGAUACUCCAUUUCUGGUCUUAGUUCUCCAACGUCAAUCAUGAGGCCUAACUCUUCUUCCAAACCACGUCCUAAAUCUGCAUUUUUUGGCGACGAUGUGUUCAAAAACGAAGAAAGUCCGUACCCGAACCCAAACCUGUCAAUCUCCUUACAAUCUCCAGUAUCAAGAAAUAACCACAGACGAAAUUAUGUUCCUCCUCCAAUAAUAGCCCCCCCAUAUUCAUCAAGAUCAGGUUCACCUACGAGGUCAACUUCACCGUCACGGUCUAAUAAGCACUUCAGGUCCAAAAGUCCGGUAAGAACCCCGUCGUCGCCCACAAAACAGUACCAACCGUUCAAUUUCAAGUCUCAGGAAAUGCUGAUGAACAACAAUUUAUCAGUGAAACCGGCUCAUAGAAAAGGACAUAAAUACAAGCACUCGUCGGUGUCAAUGAACUUUUUUCAAGAACCAACGCCGUCUAAUAUUGAUAAUGAAUAUUUAUCUACGAUCACAGACCUGUUCCCCAUUCCUACUUUGAGUGAGUCAAUAGCGUCCAUAACUAAAGACCAGAAGAUCAAGUUGGGAUGGUCUGCAGUGCACCUAAUGUUAUCCUUGCUUGUGUUUUUGUCGGGACACAAAAUUCAACAACAAGAGCUUUCGACGCUAGCUCAUUUGAUUUUCUACGAUUCCUUGGGUUCAAUAGUAAUCAUAUUAGUGGAAAUCAUGUCAAACUUUGAUGUUUGGAACAAUGCUUCGCUAGUUUAUCCUUUUGGAUUAGGAAGACUUGAAGUGCUCAUAGGGUUUGCUUUAGGGGCUUCUUUGGUUAUGGUGGGGUUUGACUUAUUGAGCCACAUAUGCGAAGAGUUUAUUAUAGUUCUUUUGAACAUGGGUGAAGACUCAGACCAUGGCCAUGGGGGUUCCCAUCAUGUACAUCGAUCCGACAGCAAUGUGACGAAUUUGUUAGUAUACUAUGUGGUGUUGGUAUCAACGAUAGCCAUCACCUUGAUUACCUCGAACUAUAUUUUGGCAGCGAAAAAGAUCAAUAAAAUCAUCAAGGAAACUCCGUCCCAUAAUAGAAAUGUGAGCAAUAUGGGAUUACUAGAUGAUCUCGAGCUUCCUUCCACGCUGAGCAAAACUUUUGAAAAACUUGAAGACUUUGCCAGUAUCAUCACUAAGAACCCAACUUACAUAUUGACUUUGCUGUACGCAGUAUUCUUGGUACUUUCACCCAUAAUGUCUGGAUUUAUUCUGAAGCAAUUUGAAAUUGACCUCAACGAAAUGGCGUCUAUAAUCAUUUCAUUAUUGUUUUGUCUCACAGGCUGGAAAUUAGUUAAAGCCCUAGGGGAGAUUCUACUUUUAUCGUACCCAAGCACAAAUAUCGUGUACAACAAACUUAAGGCGUCAAUCUUAAACGAAAUCAGCGGCUUGGAAAUGUUCAAGAAGAGCCAUAAGGUUGAUAGAUUGUUCAUCACCAAGUUCAACUACGAUACGUUUGUGGUUGGAAUUAAGGUGUCGAUGCCAGGCGCUUCUGUAGACGAGGAAGCCAUUUUUCGAUUUGAGGUGAGUCGUUUGAUUAAUCGUAAACUCCAAAGACGCCAACGAGGUAAUUUCAAGUUAGAACUUACAGCUGAUAUAGAUAGAACGUGA